Messenger RNA from Saprolegnia diclina VS20, 1644 nucleotides. RefSeq lists its product as hypothetical. The record is from RefSeq and is a predicted model, not a curated record. The coding region runs from base 25 to 1575 and encodes 516 amino acids. Gene Ontology annotation, biological process: proteolysis. NCBI's taxonomy places the organism in Eukaryota, Oomycota, Saprolegniomycetes, Saprolegniales, Saprolegniaceae. The transcript has a single exon. Gene Ontology annotation, molecular function: serine-type exopeptidase activity; dipeptidyl-peptidase activity.
UUCCACGCGAAACAGCGGUUGUCGAUGGCGUCGGACGACGAGACGCGACUGCCGAUCCUCGAGAAGCUCACGAGCGACGCAGAGGCCCACGCGCGCUCGACGACGCGCGUCCGGCGCAGCUUCACGAGCCUCGUUGCGAUCGUGCUCGUCAGCGCGGUUCUCGCCUUUGGCUGGUCGCUGCCCGCCAAGCCCGACCCGCCGCUGCAGGACGCGCGCCAUGACUUUUCCGGCGACUUGCGCUCGCGCUGCGAGACCAACACCCUGCUCCAGCCACUCGACCACUUUGGCGCGUCGGCCAACGCGGCGUCGUUCGAGCAGCGGUACUUGACCUGCAGUGAGUUUUUCGAUGCGACGAACGGUCCGAUCUUCUUCUACACGGGCGGCAACGCCAACGUCGAGGUCUUCCUCAACACAACCGGCGCCAUGUGGGAAGCCGCGCCGGUCGCCAACGCGCUCCUCGUCUUUGCCGAGCACCGGUUCUUUGGCACGUCGAUCCCAUCCUCGUCAUCGUCCACCCAUGCGCUGGACCACCUCUCGACGGCGCAGGCGCUCGCCGACUAUGCGAACGUAAUCACAGCGCUUCUCGCUCGUUUUGGCCAUCGCCCGGUCGUCGCGUUUGGCGGCGGCUACGGCGGCCUCCUCGCGACGUGGCUGCGGCUUAAGUUCCCGCACCUCGUGAUCGGCGCGGUCGCAAGCUCGGCGCCACUUCUCGCGUUUGAAGCGAAUGUCGACGCCACCGCAUUUGCGCGGACCGUCACGUACGUGGCAAGUCCCGUGGCCGGUGCGCACCCCAACUGCAUCCCCAAUGUCCGCGCGCUGUGGCCUCAGCUCACGGCAGCGGCACAUUCUUCAAGCGGUCGCACACAGCUCGCCGCUGCGUUCCGCCUCUGCCCCGGCAUUAGUCCUUCGUCCAGUUCUCUUGUUGCUUGGAUCACGACAGCGUUCGAAGCCUUGGCCGUCCACAACCACCCGUUCCCGACGGCAGGUCUGCCGGGCCAUCCGAUGCGCGCCGCCUGCGCGCAUUUGGCCCACGACUACUAUGCUGGCCGCUCCGAUCUCGAGCUCUACGCUGCCGUGCGGGACGCAGUCGGUGUCUACUACAAUGCAUCGGGCGACGUGCCAUGCUUUGACCUUGGCAACGACCACGGCGAGCGACGUCAAAAUGUGUUCAAGUACCUCAAGUGCACCGAACUCUACACCCCGCGCGAUUAUGCUGGCGGCGACGACGACAUGUUCCCACCGCAGCGCCACAACGAGACCACAGACGCCAUGCGGUGCCUGCAGACUUGGGGCGUCGAUUUGCGCCCGUUCUACGCGCACACCAUGUACGGCGGGCGUGCCGGGCUCGAAGCGGCGACCAAUCUCGUGUUAACCAACGGCGACCUGGACCCGUGGAGCAACAGCGGCAUACUCCAGUCGCUCUCGCAGUCGGUCGUCGCCGUGCGCAUUCCAAAGGGCGCGCACCAGUCCGACUUGUAUUUUCAUGACGCGACCGACUCGGACGACCUCGCGUCGGCGCGUGCAGUCGUGCGAGCCCACGUCCAGCACUGGCUCACGACCUUUUCCAAGCACUAGAAGAAACAAUUGUCCUAUACAAUGUCCACAAGUUGUCUUAUUUGGUGGUGGAAAGAAAUAAAGGCGUGC